Messenger RNA from Camelus dromedarius (Arabian camel), 483 nucleotides. Its product is annotated as histone H2A-Bbd type 2/3. Gene Ontology annotation, cellular component: chromatin; nucleosome. Gene Ontology annotation, biological process: heterochromatin formation. Bases 133 to 483 code for a protein of 116 amino acids. Lineage: Eukaryota; Metazoa; Chordata; Mammalia; Artiodactyla; Camelidae. The transcript has a single exon. Gene Ontology annotation, molecular function: DNA binding; structural constituent of chromatin; protein heterodimerization activity. The record is from RefSeq and is a predicted model, not a curated record.
UGCCGCCAUCUCAUCCCACCGCACCUCAUCUCACCGAACCACAUCCCACUGCACCUCACCGCACCGCUUCGCCCAGCAUCCCGCCGCACCGCAGAGCUAGGCCAGUGGGAGAAACCGCACCCUACGCCCAGCAUGCCGAAGGAAAACAGCCGUCGAGGGUCAUCCCAUGGUCACCAGAGGCGGAACCGCUCCUGCUCCCGCACCACCAGAGCCGAGCUGUCGUUCUCCGUGAGCCACAUGGAGCGCCUCCUGCGAGAGGGCCACUAUGCCCAGCGCCUGAGCUCCACCGCACCAGUCUUCAUGGCGGCCAUCAUCCAGUACCUGGCGGCCAAGGUCCUGGAGCUGGCGGGCAACGAGGCCCACAACAGCAGCAGGAGGCGCAUCACUCCAGAGCUCGUGGACUUGGCCGUCCACAACAGUGCACUCCUCGGUGGCUUCUUUGGGACCACAACCAUUUCCCAAGUGGUCCCGGCCCGGCGGUAG